GGGACCAAAACAAUACGCAUCACAAAGAAAGACCACAGCAAUUUUAGUGAACCGUACAGUGCGGGAAAACGGCCGCAGCUCAGUGUCGCAAUCUCCAGUUGCUUUGCGAAUAUAUACUACAGUGAUCGAUUGAGAGAUGGUUUCGCCAGUGACAGUGGUGAAGAGCGAAGGCCCUAAACUGGUGCCCUUCUUCAAGUCUACCUGUGUCUACUUCGUCCUGUGGCUACCAACCUCAAGCCCUUCUUGGUUCAGCGCCCUCAUCAAGUGUCUACCCAUCUUCUGCCUGUGGCUCUUCAUGCUGGCCCACGGCUUCAGCUUCUUAGGUGCCCACUCCAGUGCCCGCAAGAUCCUGGCCGGUCUCAUCUUCUCUAGCCUGGGAGAUGCCUUUCUCAUCUGGCAGGAGGAUGGCUACUUUAGCCACGGUUUGCUGAUGUUUGCCAUCUCCCACAUCCUCUACUCCUCGGCCUUCGGUAUGAAGCCCCUGAACCCGCUUGCCGGCCUGGUGAUCGGCGCCAUUUCGGCCGUGAGCUACGCCCUGCUCUACCCCUACCUCUCAGGCCCCUUCACCUACCUGGUGGGGGUCUAUAUCGCCCUGAUCGGCUUCAUGGGCUGGCGGGCCGUGGCCGGCCUCCAGUUGGCCAAUGACCUGUGGACCUGGACCAAGAUGUCGGCAUGCCUGGGCGCUGUACUCUUCAUGGUCUCCGACCUCACUAUUGCCGUGAACAAGUUCUGCUUCCCUGUGCCGCACUCACGCGCCAUUAUCAUGGCCACCUACUAUGCCGCGCAGAUGCUGAUCGCGCUCUCCGCCGUCGAGUGCCAGGAUGUGGAGACGGCAAGGAAGAUGGCAUGAAGAGGAGAGAGCGAGGUCGCGUCACGUGAUCAAGAAGAUGUGAACGGGACAGCCAAUCCCCCUUGUUUUUGUCAUGGACAUAUUCCAGAGACCGUUACCCCCAAACCCCCUGCUUUGGUUGUAGCGUGGCAUUCGCACACCCUUGUUACCAUGGAAACUAGUGUUCUACCACCAGCCUGCCCCAUGGCUAGUGGGACAGUCAAAGACCCUAGUUACCAUGGAGACAAGUGCACUACUUUUAACCCUCAACUACUGCCCUACAGUUCUCGUAGAUACGUCCUAGUUACUAGAGAGUAGUGCACUACAACUCCCCCACCUCACUGCCUAGGAUUUUGGUACAGACGACCAUACAGAUCACCAUGUCAAGGUUUGUGUGUGGGUGCGUGUGCGUGCGUAUUAGGUUAGAGGAUUCAUACUAUAUAACCUACAGAUGAGUGUGAAUUCUCAUGGCCUGCUACAAUAAUAGCCCCCCAGUCAUUGGCUGCCCUCUCCACCCCAUUUACAGUACAAUGUGGUCCAAUAUUGCAAAUUCAAAAGGAUGUGUUUUCUGUGGCAUAGUGUCUUUGCAACUAUUUUAUCACCAUUAUUUAAUUUAUCUCUGAAAAGGGAGUUGUUAAAGUGAAUAAGUUUGCACAUCUCGACUUGUUAUGGGGGAGGUAGUGUCCCAUAACUGCUGUCUGUUCUCAUGUAUUUAGGUGCUGUUCUCAAAGUCUGGAGCACAUCCACCCUCCUUUUGUACUUCUGCUCACCACACUCCUAUUAGAAUACAUCCUCUCUCCUGUGUCUAUGAGCCUAUGAAAAUUGCUGUGAAUGUCUACGCACACACAGAGCGAGAGAGAGAGAAUUCGUGGACUUUUACCUAGCUAGCUGUUGCUAACUCAUUUGUCCUGGGAUAUGAACAUUGGGUUGCUAUUUUAACUGAAAUCCAUAUGCUCCUUCUAUCUGCUGGAUCUUUGUAGAAUUUUGACCCAUUUUGAGUCCCACAAAAUCAUGUGUUCUCUGCGACAAUUAAUCCGAAGGUCCAAAGUUAAAAGGGAAAGCCUAGUAGGUUUUCUUUGAUUAAUCUCUCCUCAUUCAUUCUUCUUCGGAUUUUAUAUGACUGUUGGCAACCGGCGUUAAGGCUCAUGACCUCCAUCAACUAGGCUGGAGUGUGGACCUGGUUCAUCUUUCAAUCACUCACGUGGGUUUGUAUGCUCCUUCAAACCAAAGAGUAGAUGGGAGAGGCAUGACUUGCCGCGCCAAAUAGAACCAAGUUCUAUUUUAGUGCCUGGCUAUGCAGAUGACGUGCGUGAGCAGUUUCGAUGAAAUGAUUGAAUAACGUGUAUGUGUACAUUUAUUUUGCAACAGUCGCGCACGCAACCUGGCCGGUUUGGUCAGCAUGUGAGAGAUAUCAUUUGAGAGCGCCUGCUCUAGUAUUUUACCACAGUCAUUACUGAUCACUCAAAAGGCUGGUCCCUUCACUGCGGUCUAAGGGGAACAUUUUUCUUAGAUCUGUGUGCGUAUGUGUUUCUCUGUGUGUGUGUGUGUGUACCCUCUGUACCCGAGGCAUCUCACAGUGUUCCUCCUUCACUGUUUAUGUUACCCUGAACACGCACAAACACACACCACAUAUACACGCUUCCUUCAGGUCACACUUCAUACCCCCAGCUCCUGCUGGUUUGGUUAUUAGAAGAAGCUGGUGGUUCCCUUAUUGCUGGAACAUUUUCAGCUACCAACUGUGUGCCUUUGGCCAUAUAAAGUGUCACAAAAGGGACAUGUUGGCUAAAGCCAGUCCUUGUUUUGUCUGCAGCGCUUGGGCCUUCAGAGAAGAACACUGCCCUAGGACACCCUGGUCCCUAAGUGUCCAAACACAGCCAAAAAAGAGAGAGAAGACUGGCCAAUGGUUUCAUUAGCACAAGGGAACAAUUAUACCACUCAAUCCCAAUUGGUUACAUCCCCCGAGAUAGAUAUGCAGCUAUGACCCUUAUCUGUCAUGGUGUUUUUCUCUGUUGCACCAGCUAUAGGGCCCAUCUUUGCUGAGUUAUUGUGCUGUCUGUUUCAAGCAUAUUGACUGAAAAGAUUUCAGUGUGUAUUUAAGACAUUUUUAGAAAACAGAUACGUUGUUAUACUUGUUGCGUGUUGUUUUAGUGUGUGCGUGUGUACAGUAUGUGUGUGCGUGCGUGUAGGUGUGUGUCGAGAUCCCUUUAGGGCCGUGGCAGAAUUGCUGUGAUCUAUCAUUUUGGCUUGAACAUUGGCUAAAUGUACAUCACACCGGCGUAUUCCUAUUUUGUGAUAUUUUCUCAAAAUCCUUUGGCAUUUUCUCUUCUUCUCUUCAGUCCACCAUCUUCCUAUUAAUGGAUAUUGUCUAUAGUAUUUUCACCUGCUAUUACCUUUUCCCUUGCUGUCUCUUUCCUUUCUAUGACCCCAUAAUCAGGGAUGACGGAUUAAUGCCAGGCCAUUUUUAUGUAUGUAACGUUUUCCCAGCUAGCACAUAACGUUCUGAGAACCAUAUGUUUCUUAGAGCUUGGUGAGAGAGUGAUUUGUUGUUUAUUUUGCAUACAACUUUCUGGGAAUG
Salvelinus namaycush (lake trout) is the source of this 3404-nucleotide messenger RNA. RefSeq names its product transmembrane protein 86A (gene tmem86a). Gene Ontology annotation, cellular component: membrane. Lineage: Eukaryota; Metazoa; Chordata; Actinopteri; Salmoniformes; Salmonidae. The transcript is spliced from 3 exons. Bases 137 to 850 code for a protein of 237 amino acids. The record is from RefSeq and is a predicted model, not a curated record.